Messenger RNA from Fusarium keratoplasticum, 1659 nucleotides. RefSeq lists its product as uncharacterized. Bases 1 to 1659 code for a protein of 552 amino acids. The record is from RefSeq and is a predicted model, not a curated record. Gene Ontology annotation, molecular function: mannosyltransferase activity. NCBI's taxonomy places the organism in Eukaryota, Fungi, Ascomycota, Sordariomycetes, Hypocreales, Nectriaceae. The transcript has 4 exons. Gene Ontology annotation, biological process: mannosyl-inositol phosphorylceramide biosynthetic process.
AUGCAAUCUUGCUUCGGCCGCUUUGCCGGCUAUCAAAAACUCGAAGACCAAGAAAGCCAACUCCAAGAACAGGAACCUGGGUGUCUUGGACAAUGGCCAACCAAGCGUCCAAGAUUCACAAAACCGGGAUGGACAACAACAUGCAUCAUUCUAGUAGACUUGGCACUGUUUGGCCUUCUACUCUACUCCCUACGAGAUCUCUUCUUCCUUCUGCGCCAUAACAAGGAGAUGUUUAGUGCCCACGUCAAUGUGACGCUCCAGGAUCAACCGAAGCAUGUUCAUUCAUCAAGGCAGAUACCACGAAUUCUGCACCAGACAUGCAAGAACGAGACGAUCCCAGAGAUGUGGGCCGAGUCGCAGCAGAGUUGCCUCAAAGCGUACUCGGACUUCGAGUACAAGCUUUGGACCGACGAGCGAGCUCGCGAGUUUCUGUCGUCCGAGUACCCUUGGUUUUUGGAAACCUGGGACGCUUACCCUUUUCCUAUCCAACGCGCCGAUGCCAUACGCUACUUUGUCCUUUAUCACUAUGGCGGUAUUUACCUCGACAUGGACACCGUCUGCCACCAGGCCUUCCCGAUCGACCAAAUCGAAACCGAGCUGAAGCAUAAUUCUCUCUUCGAGGCCACUCUGCCUACCGGCAUCACCAACGAUAUAAUGAUAUCAUCCGCAAGGCACCCUGCUUUUGCAUCAGCCAUCUCUCGACUGCCGGUUCAUCACCGAAUAACGCGAUUCUGGGCAUGGCUGCUACCGUACGCUGCGAUCAUGUUCUCAACCGGACCACUCUUCAUCUCUCUAGCUACAGCGGCCUACCUGUACGGAGAGCCAUCACUCCCAUCGCCCACAGUACAGGUCAUCAGCUCAACCAAUCUCAAACCCUACAUCACAGACCUCCAAACAUCCACUUGGUACAGAACAGAUGCUCGUGUGCUAAAGUGGCUCGCAAACAAGCCGUUGCUCUGGUUCGUUCUGGGCACUGUGGGGGUUGUCGGUGGCGUGUACCUUCUGAACAAGGUGCUGUUGUUGACCUACAGGGUCCUUUGUUACAUGUCGAAAGCUACAGGCUGGUGGAUUCUCAAAGCAGCGAGCAGCUGCUUUACCAAGAAGCAAAAGCAUGUUCAAUACAACACCAGAGCAACAUAUGAGAAGAAAAACGAAUCGAUCAAGACCUCCGAGCCCCAGUCAGACACCCACAAUGACAUGGCUACCGAUGACGCUUCCGUCCCCCAGGACAAAAGUCAGCAGGGUGCGUUCAACCCCGAGACGGGCGAGUUCAACUGGGACUGCUCUUGUCUUGGAGGAAUGACCCACGGCCCUUAUGGAGAGAAGCUCAAGAGCGCAUUCAGCUAUUUCAUGCUCUCGACCGAUGAGCCCAAAAGAAUGAGCUGUAUCGACCAGUUCAAAUACGUCGACCACCAAAAUACACGCAUGGUAAUUCAAGAGUGCUUUAACAAGUACCCUGAUGUCUACGGAGCUGAAUUGGCCGACGACGCAGAGGACAAUCCUCCACCAGGCGUUGGCGAUGAGCAGCCCGACACCCCAAGCGCUUCCAUCAGAGCCAAUUCGACUCCUCCUAUUGAGACAGAGACUACGCCGCAUGAGCCAGAGCGGGCGCGCAGGAAUGAAGGACCAAAAAAGAAAGCAAGUGUCGAACUUAUAUAG